Molecule: messenger RNA, 3094 nt
Organism: Cydia splendana
Lineage: Eukaryota; Metazoa; Arthropoda; Insecta; Lepidoptera; Tortricidae
Exons: 9
Coding region: 457-2016 (519 amino acids)
Biological process (GO): regulation of transcription by RNA polymerase II
Cellular component (GO): nucleus
Molecular function (GO): protein binding
Source: RefSeq, a predicted model, not a curated record
UGAUUCCUUGCUGUCAUUAUUUACAAUUGGGGACAUCUAUCUGUCCUUGUCUCUCGCGGUUUCCCCGCAAUAGGUUUUCAUUUUUACGGCCCCGCGCGACUGAGACGGAAAAGCGGGUCCGAUGGAAAAAUAUGAACAAUUUCGUGCUCUUAAAAAUUAUUGAUUUUUCAUCGUUAAAAAACAUCAGAGUGGCUAAUUGCAUACGUGAUGCGAGGUGGCGCGGACGGCGGCCGCUGUAUAUAAGUAAGAAGCAAGUGGCAGUAUUCAAACAAUAUUUCUAGUCUAAAAAGUUUCUACGAAAAAAAGAGUGAAAAAGUAUUAAAAUUGUACUUAAUUAUAUUUAUAUAUUUUACAAAAAUCUGUGAUAGACAAUUUUGGACCGUGCAAUUUUUACAAGCGUUUGCCAAAGAGAAUGGUGUUAGUUUUUAGUUUAUGAUUGUCUGUGGAGUUUCGUAAAUGGAACAGAAGAUGGCGCUGCCGCCGCAACAGUUCUGCGUCAGGUGGAACUCUUACCACACAAAUUUACAGGCGGUAUUCCCCCGACUGCUCCUCACCGAGCAAUUCGCGGACGUCACCCUCGCGUGCGAGUCCCGACAGCUGCGAUGCCACAAGCUGGUUCUCUCCGCCUGCUCCGCCUACCUAGAGCGGCUCCUGCUUAACAACCCCUGCAAGCAUCCCAUCGUGCUCAUGAGGGAUAUGAGGUUCAGCGAAAUGCAAGCGUUGGUGGACUUCAUGUAUAAGGGAGAGGUGAAUGUGACCCAAGAGGAGCUGCCCAGCCUUCUGAAGAGUGCAGAGGCGCUGCAAAUCCGGGGCUUAUGUUCGAGCGACAGCAGUGGCUUGGCUUCCGAGCUGAACAAACCAGAGCGAGACAGCAAAGAUUAUACUGUCGCCACCGAGGCCCUGGUCGCGCACGCGCAACGUGAAGCUACUACCAACGGUCCCCCCGCCCCCCCUCAGCCACAAACCCCCACCAACGGCCCCAUCCACACGAAGAAACGUAAGCAAGAUGAAGCAGAAGUCAAAGAGGAAACCGUCGAAGAAGACGGACUGUACUACGGCGAGUUGGACCACGAGAACAUGGAAUAUAAUGAGGACGAGGAAUCAGGAAAACCCGGCAGCAGUCUAGGACAACCAUCAGGUCGCCAAAACUACCUCCGCGUAAAACCCGAAAGCGAGCUAUUCUUCCAAACGAAGCUCCAAAACCUGGCCAAAGCCAACUCCGACUACAUUAACAGACUCUCCAAAAUGAACGCAACAGAAAUACGACAGGAAUUCACUAAAUACGGCUUCCAAGAGGAACCUAAAGACAAAACUGAAAACGAUUAUUACAAGUCCUGGCUGGAACAGAACGGGGAAUUAGAAGUAUCUCUCCUCAAAUGCGGUCAGAAAAAGCCGAAGCCUGAUUACAAAAACCAAAAAUCUGAAGUAGAACUGAUUCCCAAGCCGAAAGUAGCCAAAGAUUUCCCUAAGAUUCUUGAAAAACAGAUCCGUAGGAGAGGGCGGCCCCCGAUUUUUAAAGAUAGGAACGUCGAUAUAGGGGAGACUGUGCUGAAGUCGGAUUUGGAUCAAUUCUUGGAAGGGAAAGAAGUGAGUUCGUCUGGGUUGUCGCGGAAGGAUUUGGAAAGGGUGAUGAUGGGCAAGUUUAACCCGAACCGGCGGUAUUCGAAUGAGGCCAUGUGGGCCGCGCUUAUGGAUGUCAAGAAAGGGGGGAGUAUUUAUAGAGCCGCGCAAACCCACAAAGUCCCCCGCAAGUCCCUCCGCAACUGGAUGAAGCGGUGCCACAUCAAAUCCUCCUUCCCCAUGCCGCAGCAACUCAAGCAGUUCGUAGAAAACAGCAAGAAGCAGAAAGAAGAGAAAUUCGAGUUCCCUCUAGAAAAAUUCGAAGAGGCAAAGAGUGGGGAAGAUUAUGAGGAGACGGAUUUUGGGAAGCAUUUUUUGAGCUUUCCAGGAGUCUCUAGUGAUGAUGAUAGGGAGAAGAAAGAUGAUUCGGCUAUUGAUAUGACCGUGCAUGAGUAGGAUAGCUAUAGUCAGUCAAAAUAUUGCUAGAUUGGACUUUUACAGCGGUGAAUACAGACAAAUUAUUUAAGUCAAAGAAACCUGCUAAAACACUAAUGUGUUUUUUUACUGAAUGCAGUUUUUUUUUUACUAAUGACUUAAAAUACCUGUUUGUUUACUUGUUUGGAGCGUCACUAGCAAUUUUUGCAUGUUAAAGUCAUGGGCAAAGUUACCGUUUACAUAGUAAGUAACUUUGCCCACCAACAUUUUUAUACUUAAUGGACGCCAAGUUGUGCUGAUGAUGCUAUCUAACGCAACGGGGUUAUAUGCAAGAGCAUAUAUUUUUGAAAGCUUGCACUAGUAAUUAUUGCCCAUAAGUGGUCCAAAUUGGGCAUGAUUGGAUAAGGUCUGAAAAAUCAGGUCUAUAAAACUGCAUGGCCAUUUAAGAAGAAUUGGAUUAAUAUAUAAACUGAGGUGUAUACGACCUUUUAAAAAUUUAACUGCCAAAGAAUAAGCAAAGAUUUCAUUAUAUUAUUUUAAAUAAAUAAAAAUUAUAAUCUAAUUCCUAAUUCCAAAGAAAACAUACUUACCCCGCAAUGAAAACCCAAAGAGUUACUUUUACCCAAUUCUGCCAGUGAAGUUUCCUUUAAGGGUAACUUUUGAAAAGGGUGAAUCUGAGGCAUAUUUUAUUUAUUUUAAUUUUAAUAUAACACUAAGCGCGCAAUUUUAUCAAUUAAAAAAACUGUUUUUAUUUGUUAAAAUUGUGAUUAGAAUUAAUUAAUUAUAAAAUUUAUAUUUAAAUUUAAUGAAAUUGGCCUUUGAGAAAAACUUAAAUGAGUGCUUGUUCGGACAACGUCCAAUAACAAUGAAAAGACUUAAAAUGAAAUUAGAAUAGAGUUAAGGGACAGCCCUGGGACUGGUUUUAGGGUUGUCAAAAAUAUCUGAACACUUAGAAAAGCCUUUCAAGGCAUUUUUGCUGAAAAGGGGUAUAGACAUAAAAACGUUGCCUUAUUAGUUUUGGCUAUAUUGGAGUAAAUAAUCAUUAUAUGUACCGCGAAAGUAUACAACUUUGCCCUUUAACAUAACUUUGCCCAUCGCG